Molecule: messenger RNA, 1155 nt
Organism: Rotaria sp. Silwood1
Lineage: Eukaryota; Metazoa; Rotifera; Eurotatoria; Philodinida; Philodinidae
Source: the annotation of a GenBank genome assembly
UCAUCAGAUACCUUAACAAUAUCACUUAAAAAAAAACCAAAGCCAUACGUCGCUUAUAUGAAUAAAAGAAUUAUAUUUUUUGCAUCUCUAUAUGAUUAUUAACGUUAUUCUUCUAGUGAAAUUUAUUGAAAUUAUUCAAAUAUCCCUUAGAAGGAACAUUGGGUUCUUAAGGGUUAAGAUUUGUCUCUAUGCAAAGUUUCAAAUCGAAAUAAUCUAACAGAUAUUUGCACGAAAGAUUGAAUUAUUAUUUCAAUUUAUAGUUUUCUGUUUCUUUUUUAUCAUGUACUUUUCUAAAUUUGUAUUUUAGCAAGUGUUAUGUUUGCAUUUAUUGAUCGUUCAAUUGUAAAAAAAGUUGUAAACUUUUUACCUCGAGUUGGUGUUGGUGGUCGUUAUGAUUUAAAUCAAUAUCCUGUAUUUCCAUGGAUUAUAGCUGAUUAUGAAAGUGAAAAACUUGAUUUAAAUUCUCCAUCAACUUAUCGAGAUUUAUCAAAACCAAUUGGUGCAUUAAAUCCUACAAGAAAAUCAUUUUUUAUUGAACGUUAUAAUAAUUGGGAAUCUUAUACAAUACCACAAUUUCAUUAUGGUACACAUUAUUCAACAGAACCAUUUACAACAUUUUAUAUAAAUUUAAAAGAAGGAAAAUUAGAUCAUGCUAAUCGAUUAUUUCAUUCAAUACCAUUAUCAUGGCAAAAUUGUCAACGUGAUUCAUCAGAUGUUAAAGAAUUAAUACCGGAAUUUUUUUCUCUACCUGAAAUGUUAACAAAUUGUAAUUAUUAUAAAUUAGAACGAACUGAAGAUGGAAUUAAAGUUGAUGAUGUUAUUUUACCUAAAUGGGCACAAACACCAGAAGAUUUUAUUCAAAUUAAUCGAACAGCAUUAGAAUCUGAAUUUGUUUCAUGUCAUUUACAUCAUUGGAUUGAUUUCAUUUUUGGUUAUAAACAAAGAGGACCUGAAGCUGUUCGUGCUGUUAAUGUUUUUUAUUAUUUAACAUAUGAAUGUACUGUUAAUCUUGAUUCAAUAACAAAUCCAACAGAUCGUGCUGCUAUUGAAACACAAAUAAGAAAUUUUGGUCAAGCACCAGCACAACUUUUAACUGAACCACAUCCAUCAAGAAAUUCAGCAAUGAAUUUAGUAAGACGAAAUAAAAAACAAUAA